ACCUCGGUAACAGGAGGGACCAUGAGCAGCCGCACUACUUAUUAGUUAUUAGUUUAGUCUGAAAGUUGGUCAGGUUAUAUAACCAGAAUGACCUGGUAAUGGUCUCUCCAGUAAAGUUAAAUAAGAAGAUGCGCUUAGGCUUACAUAGCAACGAAUGCAUUUAGUACAUUAAAAAACUAAGGUGAUGCUUAAGUUGCUGGGUUUUUUUUUUAAAGUUGUCGACUAAGUUAAGUUAUACAUAAAAUUAUAAAAGUUUUAGUUUUAUUAUUACUAUAUUUUUAUAUUAUUAUAUUAAUAUUAAAAGUUGUGUUUUAAACUAUGACUACAGUCUACAGUCUAGUUAUAGACUUUAUACUUUAUUUAAUAAUUAUAAAUAAUAAGACGUAGGCAAGGCUAGACUCUACUCUAGAGCUGACACUCUCAGGCUUGGAAUUAACUCAUAACUGCCUUUGGCUUUUAAAAUGGACCUCUGUUAGUACUGUUACUGUUACUCUGCACUGUAUUAGUAUUAAUAAUUAAUAUUAGCCUACACUACUAGAUGUUAUUGACUGUUUCCCUUGGUUAACCAAAAUUUCAGAACAAUGCUUAUUAUAAUUAUAAAAAAUAAACGUUUAAGGAUUAUUUAUUUAUUAAAAAAUACUUCUGUUUUAUUGGUAACCAACCCUAUUCCUAUUACUGCUAAUACUAAUAUUAGCCCAAACUUAAACUGUAAGACAACUAUCAUACUAUGCUUAUGCUUUACCAUUAGUUAUAAGUAACAUAUAUUUUACUAUAAUUUUUUUAAAUAUUACUUUUUUCUGAAUUGUGAGUGUGACUUGUGUGAGGUAUUUACUGGAGUAACAUUAUUUUAAAACCUUUAUUAUUAUCCACAGGCAAAAUGAAUGUUAUCUUGGGCAGGCAACUAGAUGCCAACUACUGUCUAAAACUUGUGUGGAGGAAUAGUAGAGUACCAAUGACACAUUUAUUUAGUGUAGUGCAAAGUUCUAGAGGUUUAGAGUUUAAUCUCAUCUCCAAUAAAAUAUUUGGUCCUCAUUCAAUGCCUAUUUGCACAAGCUCUACAUUUCACACAUCCAGCAAGUUAGCUGCAUACAUUGGGAAUAGUUCCAAACGUCAAUCAUUGUCAGAAGACUUAAGAAACAAGCAUGAUGAUGAGAUUCAGGUGGUUCAUGAGGACGGACAGAGUGACAAAAAACGAAUGUCUAGAACGAAAAUAAAUAUGUUAUAUUUAAUGAUACGCCCUGGAUUUUAUAGAAGAUCAACUCCCGUAGAAACUUUUUCUUAUCAAAAUCCAAAGCCUUUUUCAUUCUUUGAUGAGACUCAAUAUAAAGAUAAAUUGAAUGAGGGUCCUGCUGUCAAAGAGUAUAAAGCAGAAUUACAACCAUCAAACACUGGUAAACUAAGGCAUUCAUUUCCCAAAUCUUUGGUUACACAAAUAGAGAUAACCCCCGAUUCAACAAAAAGAAAACGAAGUCGAAAACAUGAGGUGAAACAACAUCCUGACAUGGUAAAACUUAUCAACAUUAAAUACCCAUUUAGAAAUAGGUCCAAAGAUGUACCCGUAAAGACAGUAAACUUCAAAGAGUGCCAAUUGUUUUUGAAAUCUCAAGGCAUUCCUUAUGAUGAAUUAGAGUACUAUCCAGAUGUUCAGAUGAUGUCUAAAAAUGAGAUUCUGGAAUGUAUCCUCAAGCUAAAGGAGCAUAAUAUUCAUAAUGUCUUCAGUUUGUUUCUAAUUCGUCGCAUUUAUCUUGAAAUGUCACUUGAAAGUAAGAUCAUCAUUUAAUAAUUUUAUUUUGUUCAAAUUCUGUAGUUUUUAUUUACGUAUUAUAAUGAAAAAAAUAUCUAGAUGUCAGGCAUUAUAGGUAAAUCUGAUGUAGAUUAAUUUACAAGUUUAUAUUAGAACACCACACAAUAAUAAAUAAAGCUUGACUUUAUUUGAAUGGCAAAAAUGGAAUAUAAACUGUUAAUUUAAAACGGAAAAUUUCCACCUGUCUACUUUCACUUAAUAUGAUUAAAAUAUAGCAACAGAGAUAAGUCUAAUAAUUUUUUUUUCUUUUCCCCCUUUUAAUUUGGGCAUUUUCAUAGUGCCUUGUAGAGCUGAUAUGAAGAAAAGGAAGAAUGGCAUUAGGAGACUCUGCAGCUUAAGGACUGUGCAGGACUACCUAGAGCUGUGUCAGAUCCUCAACAAACCAGAUUUAGACAUCAGAGGAUUAAUGGACAAGCUGGCUGAGCUAGGCAACAGUGAUGACUUAUUCGUUAUUUUGAAAAAGGUAGCAGAGUGGGGAUGAAUGCUGUGGGGCUGUCCAUAAUGGCAAGGGUUAUUGUUUAGCAGGGAGCUGCACCUAUUAUUCAUAACGGAGGAUCUUUAUAUUUUAACUGUUUAUUUAAAUAAUAAUAAAUGAAAGACUGCUUCUUUGUGUUAAAAAUUGAAAAAAAAGCAUAUUUAGGCCUAGGUUAAUUGCUUCUUAAAUAAAUAAAUAUUUGAAACCUAAUUUGAGAUUCAAGGAAACACACACGUGUUGGAAAACCUAAAGUGGCUCGGGGUGUUUCAGGAAUGGAUUUUUAACACUGGUCUUGUUUUUUCUUUAUCCCUUGAUUAGUUUUCCAAAAGCCCCUCUUUAACUCUCUUAAACAAAUAUUGUUUUCUUCAGGUGAAAAGGUUACAAUCUGUGGGAGCUACUUCUGAGGAUAUAUUAAAUAAUCUUGAGCUACUUUUGGGUUAUGAAUUUUUUUAUGAAAAGGUGAGGUCAUUUUUUAUUUUUAAAAUCUUUUUAGGUGGCAUGUGUUGUGAGCGAGAGUUGUUGUGAAUGUUGGGUAGGGGGAUUUGUGGAUCGUGAGUGUUUUGUGAGUUGUUGGUCGUGAGGUCAGAGCGUGAAGUUAGUCCGUGGUGUUGCACGUUUGCGUAGGCUGAGUUGUUGUGUGGUUUUAUAAAAGGGAUGUGUGUUAGCUAGAAGUCAGUCCGAGUCAGUGAGAUUGUAACAUUUGGGGGCCCGUCUGAAACUGCAACGAUCCUGCUGGCUGCCCUACCCUGCUGUUGCCAACCCUGCUGGUUGCCGUAUCCUGUGUGGUUGCCUGGUUGCCGUACCCUGUUUUGCUGAUCCUGCUGGCUACCAUACCCUGUUGGUCGCUUUACCCUACUGUUGCCAACCCUGCUGGUUGCCGUACCCUGUUGCCGUAUCUUGUGUUGCCGUAUCCUGUGUUGCCGUAUCCUGUGUUGCCGUAUCCUGUGUUGCCGUAUCCUGUGUUGCCGUAUCCUGUGUUGCCGUACCCUGUGUUGCCGUAUCCUGUGCUGCCGUAUCCUGUGUUGCCGUAUCCUGUGUUACCGUAUCCUGUGAGGUUGUCGUACCCUGCUUGUUGCGACACUGCUGUAAUACUGACACUAGUACUGUACCCGUGUUGAAUGUACCCUACUGCGAUUGUACGCCUACGCAUGUCAGCUACGUUGGGACCCAAGAUCAAGACCGGGUAAUUAGUAUAGUUUACAUUUGUUGCUGUAUAAGAUUGAUGUAUUUUUUUUAACAUUGCUUAUACUACUAUUGAGGGCUUUAAGAUUAUUUCAAAAUGGAAACAAGGAGUGGGAAGAAAAGUAGAGUGUUAGAGCUCAGGGAGGAGGCAGAGGCGAUAGGCUAUAAAGAUGAAGCCAUCACUCAGUGGAUAGAAAAAAGGUUAACCGAAGAGAGGGAAGAUCGGGAACGUCAGCUAGAGAGGGAAGAACGUGAGCGUGAUAAAGAACAUGCUCACGAGUUAGCAAUGGCAGAACUUGGUAGACAGCGAGUACAGCUAGAUGAGAAAAUAGCACGGGAAAAACGAGAGUGGAAAAGGAACCUAAUAAAGAAGCAAGAGGCUGAGUUUGAGGCGUGGUGUAGAGAAGAAGAAAGGGCUGGGAGACCUGUGGCUAGGAUACGUAGAAAUAACGUUAAGGAAACUGGGGAGUCUUUAGUAGAAGUUGAGGACCGUAAAGGUAUUUCGUUAGGCAAGGAAAAUGAGAUUGAACAGAAUAGUACUGACUUAGUUGAAGAGAAUAGAAUAAACGGGGUAGUUAGUAUAAAUUGUUUAGAUCCGUACGAUAGAAAUGACUGGUCAGUAGGGGAAAGAGAGGAUAGUAAUUACAUGACAGAAGGGAAAAAAAUAGAUGAGGUCAAUAGUAGAGGGGAUGUGCUGAGAUGGUGCAGGGAGAGCAAGUCGUGGGUAGAGCUAGCAGAUAAUAAAAAUAAAACUGAGAAGGGGGACAAUAGGAGAAAUGAUGAAUGGGAAUUUUUUCAGUUAGGAAUAGUAGAAGAAUAUUUUGAAGACACAGGGGCAGAAAAGAGGGGGAUUGUUCCGUUGGAGAAAUUUGAAACUAGGGAAAAUGAUAAGGAAUGUAUUAUUUUGUUAGCAGAGGAAAAAGAGGUCACUGAGAAAAUGUCAGAUUUUCUGGAAGAGAUCAACUAUCCUGAGGAAAUGAGGGCAAGCAUAACUGAGUGUAGGGGCGAGGAGUUUUUUUUAGUUUCGAGGGAGGAGGUCAGCAUAGUUGAAGCACACUAUGAAGAGAUACAGGGCGAAAUAGAGUUUUUUGGUACGGGUGUUGUGUGUGAGCACAGGGAUAUGGCUUCACGUGGUGAUUUUGGUAUGGAUGUUCCACACGUUAGUAAUAGUGUUAGUGAUGUUCCACAUUGAGGUAAUGUUGGCUGUCUUGAUGGACAAGAUGAUUUUGAUGCAGCUUUUGCUUAUACUUAUAAUGUACAAGAGUCGUUUAAUGUACAACAGAGAAAUGUAAAUUUUUUACUGAAAAAAGAUUUUGAUUUAGUGAACGAGGCAGUUGUUGGUUGUGUGAGUGACGAAAGUGUGUGUUGUGAGUUUGAAUGUGUCAGAGACUGGACAAGUUACGGUGAGCACGACGUGGAGGUCGUGAACUUGUCAAGGGCAGUCCCGAGAGGGGGACAUAAGGUGAACAAAGUUGAAGUCAUUGGUAAUGACCUCAGAUGGAGCUACGAGGGUCGUAGUCCACACGCUGAAGUUAGUUGUGUCACUGGUUGCUCGAGGUGUGAGAGCCAGUGUAGUAGCAGGUCUGGUUUAGACUCAGACAGUCUUGUUGUUGACUGUUGUCACUUUGAGUCCGUGGAGGACGUGACCUUUUGUCCUGAUGUGGGACCAGGGGAUAGAAAUAAUGUUUUUCAUAAUAAAUUAUGUCAUGUGGGUUUAGGUGGGGGAUGUUUUGAUUUUGUUUUUGAUGUGAAUUAUAAAAUUGUAUUAUGUCAUGAGAGCCGGGAGCGCUCCAGUUUUGAACUUAUUGACGGUUUACAUUUUGUUGAGAGGUUUUGCCAUGAGUUGGGAGGUGAGAAUUGUAAAUUUAGUUUCACUGGGUUAUGUGAACGUUUGAUUUGGACGAUGUGUUUUGAAUUUUUGUGUAACUUUUUGCCUUGUAAAGUGUUAUUCAAAUUGCUUGUAGGGGCUGACAUGUUAAGCCAGGGGAGAGAAGUAAUGUUUAUAGACAAUGUUGUGAGCGAGGGGAGAAAUCUGCACGCUUUUUGGAAAGCGACAGAGAAGCGGAAUAUCCCACCCUCAUUGAGUGUACUAACUGGCGGGACAAUUAAUGGCUGUCCAUAGGAUUACCGAUGUUGACAAUUUUUUUCUCCUUGAAGUCAGUUUUUCCCUUAUUUUUGGGUCGAAAAUUUUUUUUUGGUGUGUCAUGUUUUAGUUUUUGAGAACAGGGAAUGGUUAUUGUUUAUUUUGAUGUUGAUGUAAUUUUAUUUUAGGAUCUUUUGCCGAGGGUGUAGUUAACACUAUGAGUACCAUUGUAAUGUUGUGAGCGAGAGUUGUUGUAUUUUGUACUUGAUAUUGGAAUUCUAGGGAUAACGCUGUUCAUUUUUUGCUAUUGCAAUUUUGUGAUGUCAUUUUGGAGUGUGACAUCACUACUGUGAGUGAUGUCAACGAAAGGGGGGAGGAAUGUUGUGAGCGAGAGUUGUUGUGAAUGUUGGGUAGGGGGAGUUGUGGAUCGUGAGUGUUUUGUGAGUUGUUGGUCGUGAGGUCAGAGCGUGAAGUUAGUCCGUGGUGUUGCACGUUUGCGUAGGCUGAGUUGUUGUGUGGUUUUAUAAAAGGGAUGUGUGUUAGCUAGAAGUCAGUCCGAGUCAGUGAGAGACAGGGAGAGUGUUAGUAAGAGUUCAGAGUUAGUAAGAGUCCGAGUUAGUGAGAGACAGUCAGAGUUAGUAUUAUCGCUAUUGAACGUCGUCACUGUGAAUUGCUAUUGGAUCCUGUAAAUAAAGAACUGUUGUAUUUCUAUGCUGGAGUUGUGAUGUAUAUAUAGAUAUGAAGAAAGUGUUGUGAACCCCUAGACAACGUGGAGUCUGCUGACUGUGCAGUAAACGUAACUACUGCGGGAUGUGUUGAAGUGUAAGGACGAAGAUCCUAACAUGUCAAGUAUUGAGAAUGUCGCAACUGGAGACAACGUAAGAAGGCCGCGACAUUUGAUGAAGGCCUCAGCUUAUUAAACUAAGGUCGUAACAUUUGAAGUUACGAAGAAGUUUGUAACAGCAUGGUACAUUCUUAAUGGUGGCUUAGUAUAAUUUCUGAGGUCUUUGCAUUUGCACGUUCUGCAUUUGCUAUCGAUAUCAACAAACAGGUUUGCAUGACUGGAGAUAGCCAUUUUGAUGUAGUGCAGCAUAGGGCUUGGCUUAUAUUUUACAUCAACAUUGAGUAAUUUAAGCCUCCAAACUUGUCUUCUUCAAUAGUAUGGCCUUAAUACUGACAUCACAGAGUAAAUGUGCUGUAUUAUCCCAUACCCACCCCUCCCUCGUUUAGGAAAAGUUGUUUACAUUCUACAUUCGAACAUGUUCUCAUUAUUCUAAAGAAUGCCAUUAGGUGAUGCAAUUUUUAUAAUUUCUGUAAUAGAACGUUCUGAUUUAGUUCCUGUAAAUAGAUUGCCUGCUUUCUUAGCAGAGAGACAGAUAGAGAGUGCAAUUGAGACGUUUUUGCUAUUCGAGAUGUAUAGUUGUGGGUGUGUAAAUUAAUUAUUUUAUUUUGAGGAGUGUACCUUUUUCACUUGCUUUAAGUUGAUAUAGUUUUUUGCUUCUGUAUUCAAAUUUUUAAUUUUGUUGAAAUUUAAUAUUGUUAGUAUCAUUAGCUUUGGUAUAGUUUUCUUUGCAUUAUGUUUUCUCAGUCUCUUGUUUCACAUUGUUCAUUCUAUGAGCAAAAUUUUAACACAGAUUAUAUGAAAACCAUAAUGGUAUGGAACAGUAUGCAAUUCAAUAACAUUACAAUAGUGUGCGGUUGAGCAGUCUAAACUGGGUGAAUCAAAAAAGCUUGUGUUCUGGAGUUUAAUCCCCGUCAAAGCCUGGACAAGCAAAAACAUCACCAUCACCCCAGGUGGAUGGGACUCAUUAGCCUGGGAUGGCAACUCAUCUAUGACAAUGAAAACUCUGAAUUCAAACCCGUAAAUGGGGUCCCUUAGGCGGAUAACAUUGACACAAUGAAAAUUCCGACAACUCCUGUGACACUACUGGUGCACCACAAUCAUCCACAUAUGAUGUUCCCUUGGGUUAUCCGGGUGCUUGGAGAGAGCCGAUCUGCUGUCAUAUGGUACCAGAUUAUCCUUCCACAGAAAAAUCCCAGGCAUUGUGAGUUCGUCCUGCAAUAAAAGUAAUAAGUUGCAGGCUUGGGUUGAAGUGGUGUUACCAAUCUGUGGUAAUGAAUGGGAGGAUUAUGGGACAAGAAAAAGUGACUUUUUCAGUUCUUAAAAUUGAUUAUUUUUUGCAAUGUGUCAUUGUUUCCCCGUGCAAUUAUAAUAAUUUCAGUAUGACCUUGUCUGGGACGAACAGUAUGGAAAAAAAGAUGAUAUUUUUAAAAUCAUAUUCAUAUACAUAUAUUGGGUUUAUAAAAAAAUAAUUAUAAUUAAUAUGUUUUCUAGUUAUGCUGAUGUAGUCUUGCAAAAUGAUAUCUGAUUAUUCCAUACCUAGCGAGUGUUUAUAUCUUAUCAAUUCCAGAUUGAAUUGUACGAGAAGACUUUACUACACACCACAUUACCACAUUUUCCUGUAAAGCUUUUCUUUGCCAAAAAACUGAACACCUUCAAAGAGCAGCUAGCCCUUGGGGAUGAGAUUCAAGAAAUGGCAAAUAUGCUUGGUGUUAGUCUUACAGAAUUCCAGGUAAUUUAAGGUGAUCCACGGGGGAAAAUAUCGAUAUUUUAUAUAAUUUUAUAAAAAAUGAGAUUUAUGGUGAAUUUUGCUAGAUAAACAUGUAAAGAACAUUUUGGUUUUUACCAUUUUCAUAAAAAAAUUAUUAAAAGUUGUUAAAAAUGUAUUUUAAAGUAGUAUGGUAAGAGCAAAUUUUGACCUCGGGGGCAAAAUUCAGGCCUCAUAGACCCCCUGGCCCGCCCCCUUUUUUAUAAUACAAUUACAACGCAAUAUAGUCAUAUGUGGUAUCGAUCGAAAACUUAGCCUAUUUACUUGGUAAUGGUAUCGCCCACUAAUAUAUCCAGAAAUAAGGCUGGCGGGAACUGCCGUCCAGCAAACCCUACAGAAAUUCUUCAAACGCAUUUUCUCAUUGGUCGAGAUUUAAAUUUUUAAUUUAUAAGCCAUUAUCAUUGGUCGGCUAAUUUUAGAUGUGACCUAGAUGGAACAAAUCUAUCCCACAAUGCAAUGCCGUCCUCCCAUUUUCAUUCCGUAUCAUUGCGUCCAGUCAGCAUUACCCGUUUCCAACGAUCUACUUUACUUUUGCAGUCUUCAAAUAAAUUCAAAUUUGAACUUAUUUUCUUGCUUUGAAAAGGUAAGUUGAAUUAAUUAUUGUAUAAUGUAAUUUAUAAUAAACAAUUAUAGCUAGUUUUUGGCGCUCCAGGGAAUGUUGAGCUAGGUUUAUUAUAAUAAUACAGUGGUCAUUAUCCCUAGGCCUACUACUAGUAUUAUUAUAAUUUUACGAAACAGAUAUAUACACACACUGUAAUAGAUGUAGGCCUAUGAAUUAAAUUAAAAUCUACUCUAUGCCUAAUUAUACAAAAUUUUUAUACAUAAUUAUAACAUUACGAAACGUUCCUUAUUCUUUUCAUUUACGUUUGUGUCCUUACACGUGUGUAAUUUGGUGUAAUAUAAUAAUUUAUUUUUUUUUUCAUUUUUGUUGUCCUUGACAACAAUAUUAUUAUGAGAUGAUAAUCAUAAUGAAAUGAUAAAUGUCAAAAGAAUGAAAAAAUUGAAUUUGAAUAAGUAUGCCUAGAGUUUCCUAAAUUGUAUUUUUUUUAAAAAUUAAACAAAAAUAAUAAUAGAAAUGUUUCCAUUCCUUAACAAUAAUUCUGAAAUUAUAUAUUUACCUUUGCCUAGGGGCUAAGCCUAAUAUAGUUUUAUUUUAUUUUUUAAAAGCCAAUUAAAACAUUUUUUGGGGGGUUCAUAGUACAGAGAAUCAUGGCCCCCAAGACCAAGAGAUCCAAGCAACUUGAGAAAGCCAGAAUAGCGCGAAAGGAGAAAAGUACAGGGCCAGGGUCCAAACUUCACAGCCAGCUUCAGCACCAGCCACACUGCCAGCUUCAGCACCAGCCACACUGCCAGCUACACCACCAGCUUCACCACAAGCUUUACCAAUAGCAAGAGGAGCAGAAGAGAUUAUGGGGAAUUUUGCUGUGAAUCGUCUGCCUCGAAGAAAAAGCUUAAUUCUUUAGAGUUUUAUCGUUCCGUAGGCCUCUCUGCCUCUUCUAUCAUACAGAUAGAUGCCCUCCAGCCAUUCUUUGAAAAGUUUCAAUGCCCGCAAUGCCAGGAGGGACACUUCAUGGUCAACAAUGAUGAAGAGAAACCCAUUGGGUUAGCAUUAUUUUUACAAGUCAUCUUACUUUCAAUUGUAUGCAAUGGCAAAACUUUUGAUGUCAACAAGAGAGCUGUGGCAACAUCAUUAGUGACUGGAUGCUGGAUGCAUGCUGGUAUGGGGAAGUUUUUUGAAAAAAUUAAUGUACCAAACAUUCAUCAAAAGUCAUUUGACCAACAUCCUACCAUCCUGCAUCAAUCACUACCAGCCUAGAAGGAUAAGUUGUUGGAGCUUGCAGUGGAGGCAGCUUAUCGGGAGCAAAAUGAAGAAGAGGUGCCUCUCAAAGUUUUGCCAGAAAUGUCCAACAACGGUUAAGAGGAUGAGGGAGGAGAGUGAGACCAAGUAUAUUGCUUGGAUGGAGGGCCAUAAAGUAUCCUGGGAUGUCAACCACUCAGGGUCUAGUGGCAGCAUGGAGCAACAGGCUGCUGUUGCAAUGUGGGGCAGGUCAGUUCCGAAACAUGGUUUACGUUAUCCUACUGUUGUGUCCAAUGGAGAUGGAGACACAAACACUAUCAAGUCGAUGCAUAAUUCUAAUCUGUAUCCCGGCUUGGUUGUGGAAAAGCAUGAGUGCGUAAACCAUGUUUCGAAACGACUUGGAACUGCUUUGAGGACCCUGGUGGAUACAAAAAAAAAAAAAGCAAAAGAUAACAUUUGGUGGUAAAGGUGUUGCGCCUUACCCAGGACGAGAUCAAACGGCUACAGAAAUAUUUAACUAAGGCUGUUAGAUCAAACCAAAGUGUGGAAGAUAUGAAGCAGGCAAUUUGGGCAGGAUUCUGGCAUUGCACUUCAACUAAUGAAGAACCCGCCAUGAUGACUGCCCAGAUGGUGAGACGUCCUGGUGUUUUUUCAAGAAGACAUUGGGGAAAGGUUUAGUUGUCCCUAAACGUCCUUCGCAUAUUUCAACAUAUCUAAACCCAACGGUAGCUGAAUAUGUGAAAGAUGUUUACGAAAAAAUGACUAACGAGGACUUGCUACGCCGCUGCCUUCAAGGAAAAACCCAGAACGUCAAUGAGUGCAUCCACUCACUCAUAUGGACCCGAUGCCCCAAACACAUUUUUGUCAAAGGGUCAAGGCUGGAAAUUUCUGUAGCCGUGGGUGUUGGAGAAUUCAAUAUGGGUUCAAAGGCGUCCCAAGACUUUUUAUCUUCCGUUGGCUUAGGAAUAGGACAUAUGACACAUCAGCUGGGGGAAAAGAGGGAUAGGGUUAGAGUUUGGAAAGCUGAGCCAGCUUUAAAAUUAAAUGUAAAGAGGAGGAGGGAACUAAUUAGAGUGGCGGAAAGGAGGGCAUCAGAUAGGCUUUUACUAGUAGAAGGGGGUGCGCAGUAGUAGAAUGGGGUGCGCAGUAUUUGGGGGGGGGGGGGGUUCAAAAGAUUUUUGAAUUAUUAAAAUUAUUUAGGAGGGGUUUCAAAAUGUUCUCGCUCUCCUCCUUGGCUUUGUUUUAUAAAACUUAUUUCACUGUAUUUUUCAUUGUUUUCAAGUAAUGAAUUGUUUAUAUGCUUAUUUAAUUCAUCAGCUAAAUUGGAAUGUGUCUGUAGCUGUUUUUAUUGAUAUUUUUCAUUUUGAUUUUUUCUCGACAAACAAAUUUUCAAUUAUUCUGUUGUUGCCAGAUGUAUCAAGAGGAUUUUAUAUUGUUUUUUUAUGUAUGAAUGGCAUAUGUUAUUGUUAAAUGCCUCUUAUAUUGUUCAAGUAGUUUUAAUUUUUUAAAUUAUUUUUUUCGUAUUUCUCAACUUUGCGUUUUUCAGAUUUUUUAGAAACGCCAACCGAGUCAGGUGGAAAAGUAUUAUAGCUACAGGCUUCAAACUUUCCAUGCUUCUUACCAUUGAUAUUAUCUACAUAAUAACAGUACCAGAUUCAGCAGUGGCAUUGGACGAAUUUAACCUUUUCCAUGCCGAUAGAACAACCAACAGCGGCAAAUCCAAGGGAGGGGAUUGGCAAUAUAUAUUAACAAAAAAUACUCUAGCAUCAACAACAGUACAGUGAAACAUGUAGUUUGUACACCCGACAUAGAACUACUCUUGCAUUACUUUAAGGCCAUUUUACCUACCUAGGGAGUUCACCCAAAUCUGUAUCAUCCUUACUUACAUUCCACCUAAUGCUAACAAGGAGCAGGCUACUAAGAGACUUUUGGAUGUAAUUCAUGAUUUUGAAACAACCCAGACUCCGUUCGUCUUGUUUACAUCCAGUACGUUACUUGCCCCACGCGACAAGACUGAACUCUGGAUAUGUGUUAUGGUAAUAUAAAAAGGUCUACAUAUGUCAUGCUUUAUUUCCACUUGGAGAAUCCGAUCACAUAAUGUUCCGCCUAACGCCAUGCUAUAAGCCAGUUUUAAAAACAACAAAAAUUCAAUCAAAAUUUAUUGAACUGUGGUCAGAUGAGGCGACAGAAAAACUUUAAGCCUGCUUGGAAUGUACAGACUGGGACACGUUUAUAAACACUUGCCCGGACAUUGACGAGCUCACAAAUACCGUCAAUUCCUAUAUUAAGUUCUGUGUAGACGAAAUUAUUCCCAAAAAGACGAUCCGAGUAUUUAACAACAACAAACCCUGGAUGAGCAGAGAAAUAAAGGAGGCCAUACACCAAAAGAAGAUCAUGUUUAAGAUUACGAUCAGGAAUGCAUUAAAGCAGCCUGGAUUUUGGAAGAGUGUACAAUGAGAUGAUGAAUUCAUUUCAAGAUGGAAGUAGUACACAGGAUGGUAUUUUAUUGUUUACCGAACAGAGAGUGAUGUCAUUAUUUAACCAAGUGGACGCAGCCAAAGCCUCGGGACCAGACAAAUUAAGUGGUUGGCUCAUUAAACUAUGUUCAGAGCAGCUCUCCUACAUUUUUUGUUACAUAUUUAAUUAAUCUUAUGUAACUCACACAAUACCAGCAAUUUGGAAAACUUCAGAAAUCAUGCCAAUUCCAAAGAAAAUUGGGGUAACGUGCAACAACGACUUACGACCUGUUGCACUUACCUCUAUUGUCAUGAAAUGUUUUGAGAAAAUAAUUCUGAAAGAAAUUUUGAAUGAAGUACAGCAAAAACUUGACCCCCCACCAAUUUGCUUACAAACCUGCCAGAAGUACGGAGGACACAAUCUUACUAUUGUUGGAGAGACUUUACCAUCACCUAGACAGUCCUAAAACAUAUGCCAGAGUGCUUUUCUUAGACUUCUCAUCAGCAUUUAACACUAUCCAACCACACCUUAUGAUAAAGAAACUUUCCUCGUAAGGAGAAAGCCUAUACCGCAACUUAGUUACAAGCUUUAUCAAUUGGUGCGAUGAAAAUUUUCUCCAGUUGAAUGUCUCAAAAACAAAAGAAAUGGUUGUUGAUUUCAGGAGGGGGAAACACCAGAUUACAGAUCUCAACAUAAAAAAUCAAAAUGAGGAGAAAGUGGAGGCAUACAAGUACUUAGGUGUCACCAUUAAUAAUAAGUUGACGUGGCAUGAGCACGGCCAAAUGCUGUAUAUGAAAUUAAACCAAAGACUGUUCUACCUCAAAAAACUGUACAAUUUCGGCGUAAACAAGCAAGUCGUUAACUGAUUCUACGGUGCAACUAUUGGAAGCCUGCUUAAUUUCAGUAUUACCUGCUGGUGUCUGAUAUUAAACACCGCAUAAACCGACUAAUCAAGAAAGCUAGGAACAUAACACAAACUAAACAUCCUUCACUUCAAGAACUAUUUGAAGAAAGAUGUUUUUGUAAAACUAAACACAUUUUGGAUGAUACAUCCCACCCUCUUCAUCACAGAUACUUAGGAUCGGGCCGUUUGGGACGAAUUCUUUCCAUCAGGGCGAGGACUGACAGAUAUACAAAUUCUUUUGUUCACCAAUCUAUAUGAAUUUACCGGCAUGCUUACUCUGAAGUCACACAUCUGAAUGAGAACUCAUAAGUCCCAGAUAUUUGCCAAGAGAACUCACUGAAUGGCUGUUUGAAAUAAUUUAUAAUAAAUGUCUUGUGUUCAAAUUGUUUUAUUUUUGUGCCGGAAAUGUAUAAUUCAAUCAAAAACAUUUCCAUUUAUUUGGAUCAAUAAAAGAAUCUUAUCUUAUCUUAUAAUGACACCUCCUUCCUCUGGAUCUGUCCAACAGGAAUUUUUAAUUAUUUUAUUAUUAUACACAUUUUUUUUGGGUCGGGGGUUGUUAUUUUGAAAAAAUUAUUUUAUUAAUUUUCUGUCUUUUAUAUCUGUGUUUUGUAUUUUUUUUUAAAAUUUAUGUAUGGUUCAUGUACAUGGCAUAUGCAUCCUAUAUUGUUCAAAUAGUAUUUAUUUUUUAAAAAAUUAUUUUUCGUUUUUUUUCAACUUUGCGUUUUUCAGAUUUUUCAGGAAUGCAAAAUGUUUCUAGGAGGAAAAGUAUUACAGAUAAAGUCUUCAAACUUUCCAUGCUUCUUACCAUUAGUAUUAUAUACAUAAUGACACCUCCUUCCUCUGGAUCUGUCCAACAGAAAUGUUUAAAUUAUUUUUAUUGUUUGACACUUUUUAUUUGGGACAGGGAGGUUGAUGUUUGAAAAUAUGACUUUGUUAAAUUUCUAUCUUUUAUAUCUGUGUUUUUAUAUUGGUGUUUCAUUUAUGAAUUAGUAGAUGUACAUGUUAUAUGCAUUAAAUCUUGUUCAUGUAGUCUUUAAUUUUAAAAAAAACAAAACAAUUUUAGACUUCUUUUUCGUUUUUCUCAAUUUUAUGUUUUUCAGAUUUUUUAGGAAUGCCAAUUGUAUCAGGAUAAAAGCUACAGGCUUCAAACUUUCCAUGCUUCUUACCAUUGAUAUUAUCUACAUAGUGACACCUCCUUUUUUCAGAUCUGUCCAACAGAACUUUUAAAAUUAUUUUUUUUACAUAUGCUUCCCCCGGUAUUUUGCCAAAAAAUUAUGUGACUCCACAAAUAUGUCAUUUGUAGAUGCUCCAAUAAUUGUAAUGCAGAAAGCUGGGUGUCAUUUUUUUAACAACUGUACUCUUGAGUGUGCAAAGUUUCAUUAUGAUGUUGAUAAACCUUUUGGUGUUGAUACAUUUUGCGUAACUAUCAAUAUUUGUAUAAAAUUAUAUAUUUUUUGCAAUAAAAGUUCCAAAAAAAUUUUUAAAAAUAAACUUCUAUGUUUUUUUGUCUUUUUAUUGGUGUAUAGUUAGUAUGUACUAAAAAAAAAAAAUUAAUUUAAGAAACAUAGAAAAAAUUUUUUUGAUCCAUGGACCACCUUAAUUCAAGUGACAUGUAUAGGAUAUUUGUCAAUUUUUUUUUAGAACCUAUUUUUUUUAUUUAUUGAUUUUAAUCUUUUUCACAGGCUUGCUGGGGAUUUCGUAUUCACAACACAGUUGAACUCAAGUACAAAAUCCAGAUGUGUCUCAAUGCUGGCAUCUCAAAACAAGAUAUCUUCAACCAUCUCAAAAUGCUUGAUACGUAAGUUCUUCCUUGCCUCAAAAUAUUGAAACUAAUUGACAGCUUGGGGAUUUUAUUCAACAAACUUUGAUGCAGUGGACGACUGGCCAAGCCACACUCAGGUCGCUAAAGAGCCGCAUGCGGCUCACAAGCCGCGGUUCUGCGGUUUGCAGACCACUGCCCUACAGUAUACUGGUUCUAAUCCUAUUUUUUUAAUAAAUAUUUUCAGGCGAAAAAUUUGGAUUUACAGCUUAUGUGAUUUAUAGGAGAUUUUUAUAAUUUUCUCCGGUUACAUUGAAUAAUGAAAUUUUUCUCGUAGAUCGUCAAAGUCCUAGUUUACUUUAUGCUCUAUGAAAUUUGAAUAUGUUAACAGAAGCUUAAAAUAUUAAUAUAACAAAGAUACAGGAAGUAGAUGGUGCCAGGUGUAAUGAAAAUUGCAACCUAAAAGUCAAUUAUAAUGAACAAAAGCCUGGCCUUUGUGUCUUAUCCUAGAUAUUUUUGGUACCCUAUUGCUUACUUGAGCAUAUGUUACGUGGUAGGACUGUUUUGUUUAUAUACCCCACAGACCUAGCCUUGUCAACAUACCACCUUCCAGGAAUGUUGACAAGUCAUUACAAUAAUAAGGUGCCAGACCAGCAUCUGCAGUUCACGUUUGGCCUACAUUUACUUAUUAAGCCACACGAAAUGAAUCAGUAUAAGUAUCAGUAUACUGGUUGUAUUCUCCUACAGUUAGAGAGAGACAAGAUGAGCAUAUUGAUGCAUGACUAGCUUUCCAUGGCAUUUGCUAAAUGCUGAAAUGUCACAUUAAGUAAUGGCGUCUUAUGGCCGUCGAGCUAAUGUUCUUUAUGCCCUCCCCAAAGCAUCCCCCUAAGCCCGGUAUCGGCCGCGAAGCGGCACGUUGGAGAUGUCUCCAUGCCAGGACAGCCCCCACCCGAGUCUGCUCAAUUGGGUUCCGCUGGGGGCCGUCCCAACCCAAAGACAUCCAGUCGGUCUGACACUGUGUUUGCAUGCGGUGCACACGAUCGAAUUUCUCAGGAGUCGGGAUGGUAAAUUAACGUCCUAAAAUCUUCCCCCACCCAUUCAUGGGGGAGGUGUUGGAUGCCCUUUAAGAGGGUUUCUACAGUGGGUUUCCACGACACAACUAAUUUGCGAAGUAGCUGGGACGAAACGGUUGCCUUGGAGCAGCUUCUCAGAGCUGCAUAGUAAGAAUCAUCGGCUAGAGGUUACCACCUUUGCCUCUCGCCUCAUAUCCAUUAACGGCAACUUGUAAUCAUGAUCCCUAACCUUUCUCUGCCUUUGCUUCCAAUUGUGAACUGUCACAGCUGGCAUCCCUGUAGGUGCUGUUUUAUUCUGCCCACGCAGGACACGCCACAAUGGUCUUGUUCCCUGGGUAACGUCGAAGGGGUCGGUGGCCGACGCUAAGUACUAGAUUGGGCUAUCCAAUAGUUAGCAGCAAUAAUAAUUCCAGGAACCCAUAGUAGUGAUAAUACUCUUUAUAUUACUGUGAAAAUUAGAUAUUGUUAUACCUUUAUUCAUUUUUUUAUAUGUAGAUUUUAUGUAUCUUUAUUCAUAUUAUAUUCCAUGUAAUAAAGUACAUUUAUAUAAAGAACUGAUUAUCUUCAUUUUAGUCAGCAGUGUGUCUAUAAUCUACCUGUGUCAGCCCAUUUUCAUAUUCCCCUAGACCACGAGCUUGUUCUAAUUCAUAGAACAACACAGGGAGUGUAACAUAUACUAUGAGUCAAUCAUGAGCAGGUUAAGGCUUUUUCCUGUCCAAAACUAUGAACAAACUGGCUUUUGAAUGAGUAUCUUUGGUAAUGUUUAUGAGAAUGAAACUGAUAUUGAAUUCCCAAGGGACAGAACCCAGGCUGCAUGGAUAGAAACUUUUUAUCCCAUACUGUUACGUCAUGAGGACCAACCUGUUUUAAGAGCUUUACAACCAUGUCUGACUUUAAAUAAAAUCAUUCACAUGUUUACAGGUUUCCGGUAGAAAAAUGUCACGCAGCGACCACAUGUUUCCGCACAUCUGGUCUUCCGGCCUCAGUUUAUGUUCUACAUCACAUGGAGAGCACAUUGGAAAUGAAUGGAGGAACUCAUGCAGCCUGUGAUGAAACAACCGAUUCUUCAUCAGGUAAUCAUUUUUUUUUUUUAUUUUUGAAAGGGAACCUCAAAUGACAUGAUGCCCUCCAAAAUGAAUUUUAAAAAUUUGUUUAAUAGUUAAUAGGAUUUAAUAAACUAUAGCAUACUUGAAAACGGGCUAUAUUUUACAAUUUAAAGAAGAUAUGUUGACAUAUUUUUAGUAAAUAUUUUCAUGUGGACGUAAAGUAACAAUACUGUGCAAUAAAUACACUUUUACCAUUUCCUCUAUUAUUGUUAUUUCCUCUAUUAGUGUUAUUUCUUCUUCUUCUUCUUCUAUAUCUUAAGGGCCCACGAUCAAUUUAUUGAUCAUUUUGGCUCCUAUGCAUGUAUUUCCUCUAUUAGUGUUAUUUCCUCUAUUAGUGUUAUUUCCUCUAUUAGUGUUAUUUCCUCUAUUAGUGUUAUUUCCUCUAUUAGUGUUGGAAGUAAAAUGCUAUAAAUUCCUUGAAUUUAAAUUAAGAACAACAUAUUUUUUUUACCCCAGUUGUGAGUAAAAUUUAUUUUAAAAAAUGACAGUAGUUAAAAAUGUCCCCAAUUUAUGUAUCUGAGUAUUCUAAGAAACAUUUUUGUUUUUUUAAAUGCCAGAUUGGACUUGCCAUGUUGGCAAUGUUUCCCCAACCCUCCCGUCUUCGAAAAAAUCAAAAGUUCAACUGGGGAAAACCAUGUUGAGCACCAAAAGGCUACGGCGGCAAAUUUUUUUCAUGAUCAGCAACCUGCUGAAGCUUGACAACAGAACGGUGACAACCAUGUACGAAAGCGGCAUCGAUGUCAGCUCCACGGAUGUGCAAGAUAUUGCCAAGAAUUUGGAUUUCUUGCAGUUGACGGGCUUCACUAAAGAACAGAUCGCCGCCUUUCCGUUGAUCCUCGCUCACUCCAACAAGAAGUUGAUAAGGGUGGCCGGUGAGGCAAAAGAUAGGGUGCGCAGCAGCCUCCUGUCAUCAUCCCUACUGCCGCAAGCCUCUCCGGUGGCUGACGUUCACACUGGAGCUCUCCCAAACACUGUAUCACCGAGUCAGGAGCAAGUGUCUCCUUUGUCGCCAGACAUGCUGAUGGGAAACGAUCCGUCUUCAGAAGAUUUUUUGGUGGCCGAGGUUUUGUUUGCCUCCCCUGAGAGACAUCUCAACACUCUUCAGUAUUUGUUGGAGAAGGAGAACAGUUUUAGCCUGGCCUCGCCAGAUGGGCAGAAAGUUUCUGGAUUUAUUCACUUAACAGCUUGAAAUUUUCAAGCACAAUUGACUGCUACUAGCAUUCUGACAAGCACGACUAACUCAAGUAUAUAGAUCAUAAGAAGUCAGGCCUAGUUUACCUUUCGCUUCUAUGAAUGACCAUACAGAGGGAUUAUCUCUGCCCAGCCAAGCAUUCUCUCUCUCUCUCUCUCUCUCUCUCUCUCUCUCUCUCUCUCUCUCUCUCUCCCCCCCCUCCCACAAGUAUAUAGAUCAUAAGAAGACAGGCCUCGUUUACCUUUCGCUUCUAUGAAUGACCAUACAGAGAGAUUAUCUCUGCCCACCCACGCACUCUCUCUCUCUCUCUCUCUCUCUCUCUCUCUCUCUCUCUCUCUCUCUCUCUCUCCCCCCUCCCGCUGGUCACUACAGCACUAACAAUGCGAUUAGAGUUUAUAAUGUGAUUAGAAAUAUUUUUAGCUUUACUGUAAAAGUAAAAGGCUUUACAUAUAGACUUGCUUCGAAUGUUAAAUUUUGAAGACACUUAUGUUCAUUUUCAUGAAAGACUUUACCUUUAAAAGAUGUUGAUGCAUUUUGUGUUUGGCUCAAUAAAAUAGACAAGUGGAAUUUUUUUUAUUCUG
Molecule: messenger RNA, 19023 nt
Organism: Lymnaea stagnalis (great pond snail)
Lineage: Eukaryota; Metazoa; Mollusca; Gastropoda; Lymnaeidae
Source: the annotation of a GenBank genome assembly